This is a messenger RNA of Nylanderia fulva, 1799 nucleotides long. It is a transcript of the gene stck, whose product is annotated as LIM zinc finger domain containing stck. NCBI's taxonomy places the organism in Eukaryota, Metazoa, Arthropoda, Insecta, Hymenoptera, Formicidae. Gene Ontology annotation, cellular component: cytoplasm; cell-cell junction; focal adhesion. The record is from RefSeq and is a predicted model, not a curated record. Gene Ontology annotation, biological process: positive regulation of substrate adhesion-dependent cell spreading; cell-cell adhesion; positive regulation of integrin-mediated signaling pathway.
UGUAAACUGCCUUGAUGAUUCCAAAUUUGCGCUUUGACAUCAUCGCGUCAUCAUUACUCCUGUAAGGGUGUGGCGUAGGGCAAAUUGCAAAAUCUGUAACACAUCCAUAGAGCUCCACGUUCAUUUUCAUAAAAGGCCAUGUUACGUUCGCCGAGAUCGGAUUGGCUGUCUUGAUUUAAAAUCUGACAGGAAUAUGGGAAUAUGGAUGUAGCAAUUGUGUGACAAUCACAUACAUAUAGUCCCUCGAUAUUAUCAGUUUCUCAUUAAUUAGUUAAUACAGGGAUUAUAAGUGCAAGUGAGUAAACAAAAAAGAGGUGGAAUAUUUGUCAAACGUGUAAUCGUCUUUUUCUAUUAAAAUAUGCCAGGGGUUACAGAAAUGUCAUUGGAUCAUAUGUUUUGCUCUCGCUGCAGAGAAGGUUUUGUUGCACAUGAAAAGAUUGUAAACUCCAAUGGCGAAUUAUGGCAUCAACAAUGUUUUGUAUGCGCACAAUGCUUUCGACCAUUUCCAGAAGGAAUCUUCUAUGAAUUUGAAGGGUACAAAUAUUGCGAACAUGAUUUUCAUGUUCUGUUUGCCCCAUGUUGUGGCAAGUGUGGUGAAUUUGUUAUUGGCCGUGUGAUAAAGGCAAUGAAUGCCAACUGGCAUCCACAAUGUUUCCGUUGUGAGGAAUGUAACGGUGAAUUGGCAGAUGCAGGCUUCAUCAAGUGUCAAGGCAGAGCAUUAUGUCACACAUGCAAUGCCAGAGUAAAAGCCGGUGUGCUUGGAAAACACAUAUGUCAUCAAUGCCAUGGAGUAAUUGAUGACAAGCCUUUACGUUUUCGUGGUGAGCUUUAUCAUCCAUAUCAUUUUAAUUGUACAACUUGUGGUGUGGAACUCAAUUCUGCAGCUAGAGAAGUUCGUUCUCGACCUGGAUAUGCUGCCAAUGAAAUGAAUGAAUUGUAUUGCUUACGGUGUCAUGAUAAAAUGGGAAUUCCGAUUUGCGGUGCCUGUCGACGUCCGAUUGAAGAGCGCGUAGUAACUGCGCUCGGCAAACAUUGGCACGUAGAGCAUUUCGUAUGUGCAAAGUGCGAGAAGCCCUUUUUAGGCCAUCGUCAUUACGAAAAGAAGGGACUUGCAUACUGUGAAACUCAUUACCAUCAGUUAUUCGGGAAUCUUUGCUUUGUCUGCAAUCAAGUUAUUUCUGGAGAUGUUUUUACAGCGUUGAAUAAGGCAUGGUGCGUCCAUCACUUUGCAUGUGCAUUCUGUGACCAGAAGAUGAAUCAGAAGACAAAGUUCUUCGAAUUUGAUUUAAAACCCGCGUGCAAGAAGUGCUAUGACAAAUUUCCGCAAGAGUUAAAGAAGCGGAUGCGACGUAUGUAUGAUCUGAAUCCUAAAAGAAUUCCACCAACAUAAAUGCAGAUGACUCUUCUGGAAUUUACAAGGAUUGAAUAAAUAUUCUACGUUUAUAUAAUAUAUAGUGCCUUAUCUGCCUAACAAGUUAACAUAAAGAAAAUAUAUUUAAUCUUUUAUAUUGCAUUAUAUAUAUAUAUAAGCUAUAUAUAAAAUAUACCAAAGCUACUCCACCAUUCUACAAAUUGCAAAUAUUUUAGUAUAGUAUUGCUGAAACUAUUUUUAAUACUACUUACAAUUGAAAAACUAUGAAUAUUUAAAAUACUCUCAAUUUGGUAUUUGAGUGCAAGAAAAAGCGUGCAAUAAUUUUGAAACAUCUUAUGUAGAAAAGGCACAAUGUUAAUUUUUAUAUUUGAAAUGUACGACAAAUGAUAACAGAUAUCUUGGAUUAAAUUGUAUAAUAUGUACUGUA